This is a messenger RNA of Clunio marinus, 1800 nucleotides long. NCBI's taxonomy places the organism in Eukaryota, Metazoa, Arthropoda, Insecta, Diptera, Chironomidae. The record is from the annotation of a GenBank genome assembly.
UACCAUUCUAAAUUUGUUUUUGCUGUAGUUGUGCUAUAUUAAACACAACUUUCAAAGAAUAUAAACAAAAUGAGUAAUUUCAUGAAACUUAGAAAUCUGAGAUCUUCUGUGCAUCAAAAAAAAGAGUCAGAGAGUGGAUAUUCUUCAAGAUCUUCAUCUCUUUCAGAAAUUUCAAAAUCAAAGAAUUUUGAAGAAAAUGACGCUUAUGCCAAUUCAUCAUGCAAGAAUGAAAAACAUGAAGAGAAAAUUGUAAAUAUUGACGGAGAUAAAGUGCAAAAUCUUACUGAAGAAAUCAAAACAAUAAAAUUGGAGCACACAAACUUUCAAAUCGAAUUAGAGGACAAUGAAUCAGAUGACGCUGCUGAUCUUUUAGGGAAUCUUGUGAGACUGAUUGAUAGUCAACCUUCAUCUUCGUCUGACGAUGAUAGUACUGAUAUAUUGUGUAGAACAAACGAGAAUGAAAAAGGUGUGAAGCGUCGUUGGAAGCAUCAAAGUGCUUCAUUCUGUGAAAAGAAGAAAUCAAAAAAUGUUGAAACAUCAUCAGAAGAAUACCAAAACAGUGGAGUAAUCGAUGAAGUCAUCGAAGACAUCUGGUAUGUUAGUGUAAUGCAAAUCGAAAAUAAUCCAGUUGUAAGAUUUCUUGUCAAAUGGGAUGGAUUUCCUCCAUCUGAAAAUACAUAUGAGCCAUAUGAACAUGUAUCAGAUACAGAAGUUUUGAAAGAAUUUGUUAAUAAAAAAUUUGAAUUGCAUGAAGAUAAAAUCAAAGCGGCUCAAAAGAAACUCUUGCAAGAUAAGAAAAAGCACUACAAAUUUUACUUAGGAAAAUCGAAGAAGUUUGUUGAAGGAAAAACGAUAAAAGCAGAAUUUGAUCCUCUGGAAUUUCGAUGCAACAUUCUUGCUUACAUUUACACCUACGAGAAAAUUCUUUCCACUUCAGAGUUUAUGAAAAAAUUGUAUUAUCAGAACAUCCUCUACACGUUCUAUGAAAAGAAAAUUGCUCAGGAAGAGAAGAAUCGUGAAUUUGUUAAAUUAGUCUUGAGAAAAGAGAGCAACAAGUUUAAAUUAAGUGUUGAAAAUCGCAUCGACUAUGAAACAGUACCAAACUUCAAAUAUUUAAGUAAAGUCAAAUCAAUUUCGGAAAUCUUAUCAAAAUUUGGCUGCAAAUGUAAAGAUUCAUGCAUAAAAUCAUCAAAAUGUUGUCCUAAUCAAAAAGAUUUGAAAAUGGUUUAUGAUAGUGACGGUCGAAUCUGUUCGUCGACUCACCAAAUGAUCAUUGAAUGCAACAAGUUAUGUCAAUGCAGUGAAUUAUGUCCAAAUCGACCUCAAAGCAUAACAGCUUCACUUGCUAUAUUCAAAUCAUCUGAUCGUGGAUGGGGAUUAAAGGCAAAGAGCGAUAUCCCAGCUGGAACAUUUGUUAUCGAAUAUACUGGAGAAUUGAUAAGUGAAUCAGAGGCAAGAAGUCGUACAAAAUGUUACUCCAAAUCAGGAGUAACUUAUCUCUUUGAUCUUGAUUACAAUGAAUUGGGAAAAGCUUAUUAUAGCAUUGAUGCUACUUACGAAGGAAAUUUGUCAAGAUUCAUUAAUCAUUCAUGUAAUGGAAAUCUUCAAACUUGGCCAGCAAUUUCAUGCAACGAAGAUCCAAAGAUGCAUCGACUGUAUUACUUUGCCUUACGUUUUAUUAGAGCUGGUGAAGAACUGACUGUUGACUACUUUGGGGGCGUUAAAGUAACUGCACCUCCCACAAAAAAUUCUAUCGAGUGCAAAUGCGGCUCUGCAAAUUGUCGUGGGUUUAUUUUUUAA